UCUCUCGUCAUUAAACUGUUGGACAUGGCUUGAAAGUACAAACCAUUUCCAUAAGUAUAUUAUUGAGUACGCGGUUGUCAUAAUAAUGAAACAGCUAACGUGGUUAUGUGAAAGUUCAGAAUGUGUAUGAUGUAAGUAGGGGUUGAUUUUGUAUUAGGCUGUGUCUCAAGGACGUGGAAAGAGAAGGACAACCUCGAGUAUCGAGAAGGGGACUCGAUUAAUUGUUAGCUAACGUUACGGAUAGAUUAAAAUGGAUAUCAAGUAUAUAUUGACUACAAAAUACGUGUUAUCAACAUAUCCACUGCAGCACACGAUUUUCAGGCAAUGUCCAUAUAUGUUUUAGCUAGUUCCGUAAUCUAAACCCCAUCGGACAGCUACGGCAAAAGGGGGAUAUUUUCUCGAUUGAAGGGAUUAUAUGGGAUCGCAAGUUUCAUCAGUUGAAAUGAGUGUGCGCGCGGGGCAGGGUAGCGACGAGGUUCUGGUGUCCCAGGCGGUGUGGGACUACUUGGCUGCCGCCGGCCGGCCCUGGCUCAUAGACUUCCAGGACAAGCAGGGCCUCAGCGCAGGCAUUAUCCGCAGAGGGGAGCGAGGAGGCUGCUGCGCAGUGCGGCUACGCCCCGUAGAGGGCUCCCGUUCUGGGGGAGGACCAGGGAUGAUGGAGGGGGGAUACAUCUCCAAUGAGACGCGCAAGUCCUUCAUAGACUUAUGCCGCUGCGCCCGGAAAGAGAUGAGCAAACAGGAGGGGGGUCCUAAGUGGAAGAGGUCCGUGCUGCCCUGUGUUGGGGUGGGGGUCCUGGAGGGGGAUGGAGAGGGGAGCCUGCUAACACCUCAGCCUCCCCAGCCCAGACGCUCUCAGAGGCAGCAACAGAGGUGUAGGAAGCCUGCGGAGGAUGAGGCCUGUGUGGUCCUCUCCAACUCCAUGAACUGCAUGUCCCACGAUGCAUCAGGACAGAGGAAGCAGGACAACAUGGAAGUCAACUGCAGUAUGAUGGCAUCCUCUCAUAGCCGCUCCCAGAGUGAAGCAGACGACCACACCUCAUGUUCCAUCUGCAUGGGAGACAUGGUGGAGAGGACCACGCUGGAGAGGUGUGGCCACGCAUUCUGUCGGUCAUGUCUGGACCAGGCCUUCAAGGUGAAGAGAGCGUGUCCGGUGUGUCGUCUGGUGUACGGCCAGCUCAUAGGAAAUCAGCCGGCUUCCGGGACUAUGAUGGUGGAGAGGGACCCAGAUCUGGAGUUGCCGGGACAUGAGGGCCACGGGUGUAUCUGCAUCAUCUAUAGCUUCACACCUGGUCUACAGGCGCCGGAGCACCCUAACCCUGGUUUAAGCUACCCGGGUACGGACCGCAUGGCUUACCUCCCAGACAGCCCAGAGGGGAACCGGGUCCUGGGCCUGCUCCGCCGGGCCUUUGAGCAGCGCCUCAUCUUCACUAUAGGGACCUCCAUGACUACGGGAAUGCAUAACGUCAUUACCUGGAACGACAUCCACCACAAAACCUCCAUAUGGGGCGGACCACGCUGCUUUGGCUACCCAGACCCCACUUACCUGGUGCGAGUGACUGAGGAACUCCGAGAGAAAGGCAUCACUGCAGACUGACCGUCCAGAUUCCAGAAUGUUCCAUUCUAGGAAUUCUAGGAACCUCUAGCUGUCCUGCUGCUGGUGGUUGCUAGGCUGCAGGCUCCUGGACCUAGACCCAGCAGGGCUGCGGAUGAAUACGACAGUGGACAGGGCUUGGCUCCACAGCAGAAACAGGACUACAGCCCAGUGAAGACUCUCAUAUCACUCCAAUACCUCUUUUAUGUGGAAAAUCCUAACUUCCACUUAAAUUGAAUUUUCAUUUAAUCAUGCAUUGAUGUCAAUGGGAGACCAUUCGACUUAAGUGGAAGUGAAAAUUUGUCUAAAGUGGAAUUUAGGUUUCACCCUUGUGUUCCUAUGUUAGGUAUCUAUCUUCUGCUCAAUCCAGCAGCACUUUGUGUGGAAGAAAACAUAAAAGUGAGAGCAAUGUGAUUUUCUGUGUGACACAAUCCUCUACCUUUCACUUGUGUUGACAAUAGCAGGACAUUUGUUUUCUGAACUCAUCCGAGCAGUUAUAAUAUAGGGAUUUAAUAAGUUGGUAAGUAAUAAGUACUUAAAUAUUAUUUUGAAAUCUAAGUAAAAGAGAAGUCUAUUUUGCCUGAUAUGUUUAUUUCCAUGCUGGGGGACACGUUCUUUACUUACCAGUUGCAAGCGCACAUUAUUGGUGGUCUUUCCAGUACGUUCGUAGAAUAAUUCUCUUUUUCUGUCAUUAUUUUCCGUGAUAACCUGUUACUUACAGUUUGUAUAAAGACCAUAUCUGAGAUAGGUGGCGGGCAGAAUAGCACUGUCUGCUUCAAUAGAAAGCUUCAAACUAAAUAAUUUAAUUUCUCUAAAAGACGUUGCAAUCUAAAGCACUCACAGGCACUUUGUCAAAGGGAGUCAGUCAGUCGUUCAGUUCAGUGGAGGGCUGGUUGUUCUCUGCAUAUCAUUAGAUUGAUCAUGGUUCUCUGCUUCCUUUUCAGGGAAGACAAGUCUAUGGAAUAGUGCUCUGAGCAAAUCGGGUAGGUGUUAGUCAUUAACAGCCCUGAAGCUAAUAGCCUGGUAGCUAUAAGUUGAUGUCAAUUUGCUUCGAGCCCUUCAUUUCGCUUUUGAUCUUCCGCUCCUUUGAUUUCUUCUCGUUUUUACUUACAUAGGAAGAAUGUUUUCUAUUUGUGCUGGUCUAGGAUCGGUGUGGCCUUUUUAAAUCAUAAUGAAUAAAUGAGGGACCCUGAUCCUAGAUCAGCACUCGUACUCUGAGACUCUCUUUUUAUGAAUACGGAACCAGGUUUUGAACUGCUUCAGUUCAGUUCAGUUUGAUGUCCAGUCAGUCAUUGGUCCUCAUUUUCUAAUGACCAGAUUUACACGAUGAUGUCAAAUGAGAAGGGCAAGAUGUCGAACCACUUAAACCAAAUCAAAGACAGAAAAGGGCUCUGAAAUAAUUAACUAUGUGUCUGAAAUGGCACUCUAUUCCCUAUAUAGUGCACGAGUGCUGAUAGGGGCCCAUAGGGCUCUGGUCAAAAGU
This is a messenger RNA of Salvelinus sp. IW2-2015, 3074 nucleotides long. RefSeq names its product probable E3 ubiquitin-protein ligase DTX3. Gene Ontology annotation, molecular function: ubiquitin protein ligase activity. The record is from RefSeq and is a predicted model, not a curated record. Gene Ontology annotation, biological process: Notch signaling pathway; protein ubiquitination. Lineage: Eukaryota; Metazoa; Chordata; Actinopteri; Salmoniformes; Salmonidae. Gene Ontology annotation, cellular component: nucleoplasm.